Messenger RNA from Eublepharis macularius, 5258 nucleotides. RefSeq lists its product as uncharacterized. The record is from RefSeq and is a predicted model, not a curated record. The transcript has 22 exons. The coding region runs from base 1 to 4794 and encodes 1597 amino acids. Lineage: Eukaryota; Metazoa; Chordata; Lepidosauria; Squamata; Eublepharidae.
AUGGAGACUCCAGCCACUCACUGGAAGAGCUUGCAGUCCAUCCGUCCCCCUUCUGUCCAGCUGUCCUUAUGGGGCACCUUUUCCAGUCCCCAGCUGACCGAGUCUGGCCCAGCAAUGGUGAAGCCAGGAGGGUCCUUCAAAGUGACCUGUACGGUCUCCGGGGUUCAAGUCAGUGAUUAUUACUGGAGCUGGAACCGACAGCUUCCCGCAAAAAGCAUGGAGUGGCUGGGAUUCAUUCGAAGUACUUCACGGGGAGGAACCACUAAGAACAACCCAGCAUUCGUCAGCCGAAUGAAGAUCACCAGGGACACCUCCAGGAACGAAGUCUACCUCCAGCUGAGCUCCCUGACAGCUGCAGACACUGCAACGAAGAGAGGGGGUGAGAAAGAAGGAAAAGAGAUGGAACCCAUCCCGAUUUCUUUCAUUCUGUUAUGCAUUACACCAGGCAUUUUUUCCGGUCCCCAGCUGUCCGAGUCUGGGCCGGCAAUAGUGAAGCCAGGAGGGUCCUUGAAAUUGACCUGCACGGUCUCCGGGGUUCAAGUCAGUGAUCAUUACUGGACGUGGAACCGGCAGCUCCCAACAAAAAAACUGGAGUGGUUCGGAUUCAUUCGAAGUACUCCACAGGGGGGAACCACUCAGAACAACCCAGCAUUCGUCAGCCGAAUGAAGAUCACCAGGGACACCUCCAGGAAUGAAGUCUACCUUCAGCUGAGCUCCCUGACGGCUGCAGACACUGCGACGUAUUACUGCGCAAGACUCACAGAGAAGCAAAGCAAUGGGGCAUCCAGCUGGGAUGCUUUCGAUUACUGGGGACAAGGCACCUUGGUUACCGUCACAUCAGCACAAGCACAAGCGCCCUCCGUCUUUCCUCUGCUCUCCUGCUGUGACUCUGAUAUGGAACAACUCUCUGGAAGUAUGACCUUUGCCUGCCUGGCUACUGGCUAUUCCCCAGGCAAUGCAGAAAUCACGUGGGAACCUAAAGAUGCUACAAGAAUAAUGACAUUCCCGGAAGUGCUCCCAAAUGGAAGCAACAUGUUUUUCACCCGUAGCAGUCAGUACACAGUUCCUUCCACGGACUUUAAAAAGAACACCUAUACAUGCAUCGUGAAGCACGCUGGUAUUACAAAGCCAGAGGGUGAACGAAAGCACAUCGAAAGCAACCAUUGUGUUGAAAGAAAGCCAAAGGCAAUUCAGGUCCACAUGUUAACUCCUGACUGUGAUGAGGAGAACGCAGAGACCGAUCUGGAGCUCGUAUGUAUUCUUUUGAGUUCUGGCCCUGCCCAAGCCAAAGUGGAAUGGCUGCUCAAUGGAGCUGUGGAGCAAAUCAAGGGGAAGGUGACCCUCAGUGGAAAAGACGGCGAGGGUUACUCCAGCUACAUCAGACGAAACAUCACCAAAAAGAGUUGGGACAAAGGGGACCACUACACCUGUCGAGUGACUCGCCUGCCAGGCUCUCAGAACAUUGAAAUGUACAACACCAGCAAAUGCGAGGCUUGUUACAGAUCAAUACAACUACCAACCAUCUCCAUCACAAAACCGUCCUAUAGAGAUCUGGUUGAAGGGACAGCCAGUGUCAAUUGCCUUGUGGAGGGCUCCUUCCUUGAAAAGAGCCAAAUAACCUGGAAUGUAAAUGGCAGGCAUAGCACUGAGCCUCGAACAAAUGACAAUGGCCGUCCGAAUGCAAUAAGUAGCCGCCACUUGGUAUCACUAGAGCAAUGGAAAAGGGGCACCACAUUUCAGUGCAAAGUGGCCACCACGUGCUUUGGAGAAAUCAGCAAAGAUGUCACAAUCAAACAGGACACACGUGUACAAACCAUAAAGCCUAUAAUUGGAAUCUCCCAAGCAUACCAUGAAGAAUCUUCCGACAGCACCAUUGCUCAGAUCCUUAACAGUAUCCUGCUCAGCAAAGCACUAUACGACAAUGGACCUGUACUGCCAUCUGGGAAUGCCUACACCACUUACAGCAUCUUGAAGAUUGGCAGGAAUGAAUUACGGGAUGGGACAGACAGCUACACCUGUGUGGUCUAUCAUUCCUCCUCUGUGGAGCCAAUAACUAAGACUGAAACAAUAUCAUCUGUGUCUGGCUGUUCGGUGGAGCCAGUCCAUGUGGAGACCAUCCCCCCAUCCUUCUCCGAUAUUUACCUGACCAAGUCGGCCAAGCUGACCUGCAGAAUCUCCAACAUACCCAGCGAACAGGAUCUUAUGGAACUGAAUGUCAUCUGGAUACGAGAACGUGAUAACAAAGCAUUGGAGACCACGAUCGGAGAGGCUAAGGAGCAAGAAAACAGCGACCUGGUAUUUGUCGAUGCAACAGCUGCUAUUUACACAGAGGAGUGGAAGAGCAAUGACACCUUCAAGUGCAAAGUUACUCUUCCCCUCCUUCCGACUGCUGAAAUAAAGACCUUGCAGAGGCUGAAUGGUGGCACUCCCAGAGCUCCCGCUGUCUACGUCCUCCCCCCUCCCCCGGAGCAACUGGCAUUGCAGGAAACGGCCACCGUCACUUGCCUGUUGAAAGGUUUCUACCCCGAUGAAUUCUUUGUGAAAUGGCUCCGGAAUGACGAGCCCGUGGGAGAUUCAGAGUUCUUCACCAGCCGUCCCAUACAGGAAUCCAAGACCCCUGAGCGAUACUUCACCUACAGCACAAUUAAUGUCAAUGAGCAAGACUGGAACUCUGGAGACCGUUACACUUGCGUGGUGGGACAUGAGGCGCUUCCCCUCCAGACGACUCAGAAGACCAUAGACAAGAACACGGGAAAGCUUCCACCUCUCCGCGACAGGAUAUCUAUAUCUAUGCAACCCCCACCUUUUGAAGACCUCUUCAUCAACCAAAGUGCAACUCUAACCUGCAUGGCACCUCUGGCCAAUGCAAUGAUCAAUUGGACAGCCAACUGGACAAUAGAUGGAAAAUCUGUCAACCAGCAAGCUGUGACCACCCAAGUCUUGGAUGAAGCCAACAGUACUUCCUGGAUCUAUAGCCUCUUGAAAGUGAACCUUACCAAAUGGAAAGCCACCAUGACAUUCAGCUGUGACAUCUAUACUGGACUAGAGGAAGCUGACAUACAAUAUGAGCAAAAGAAUGAACCCUGGGACUGGGCCAUCACAAGUGCUGACAUUACCUCCAAUGUAACCACUGAUAUGUACUGCGAAUUAAUUGAGAUGGAUGGUGCCUGGAACAGGGUCUCUACUUACCUGAUCCUGUUUCUUCUUUCACUCUUCUAUGGGGGCCUUGUCACUUUCGUUAAGGUAAAAUACUCAUCACCCUCUACUCACAAUAAACCACAGACUGUGGUUCAACAGCAGCCGAGGCCUGGUUUCUCCUCAGACAGAUGCAGCCUUUGGCUAGUUUCUCCAAGUGCCCCUUCUCUUUUCCCCCUCAUUUUACCCUCUGAGAGACUCCCAAGCAACGGACGCAUCACCAUCGGGUGCUUAGCCAAGGAUGUCGUGCCUCCCGUGGACAGUUUCACCUGGGACGACCUGAACAAUGUCAGCAUCAAUGCAAAUUAUAUUAAGCAAUUCCCUUCUGUUUUCAACCCUAAUGGGACUUUCACCUUAAGCUCGCAGGUGUCUGUCUCUGUCAAUGACUGGCGGAAUUUUGAGCCAUUCUUUUGCAAGGCUAAUAACACCGUUGGAACCACAUUGGCACGAGUCACUCGUCAAACUUCCUGUCUUAAACCUGAGCUGAACAUCCAUGCACCACGCCUAGAAGAUUUUGAGAAUCCUGACGGAAAUGCCACCCUCGUCUGCAUUGCUGUUAAUUUGCACACACCGAGCACCACAGUCCAGUGGCGGAAGAAUGGGCAUGUGCUGGACUCUGGCUUCACCACCACUGGACCAGUCGCAGUGGGUCCUAGCGGCUACAGCAUCGUCAGUGAGCUCACAGUCGAUAAGAGGGACUGGAUGACUGGCAAGCCAUACUCCUGCGAAGUGCACAAUGAGGAGUUCAGUGACAUUAAGAACAUUAGCAAGCCCUUGACUUGUGAUUCUGGCCCUUGUUCCGAUGCACAAGUCCAUGUGGAGACCAUCCCGCCAUCCUUUACCGAUAUUUACCUAACCAAGUCAGCCAAGUUGACCUGCAGGAUUUCCAACAUUCCCUAUGAUCAGGAUCUCAAAGUCCUGGAUGUCAUCUGGACAAGAAAAUCUGACAACAAAGAGCUGAAGACAACCAAGGGAGAGAAACAGGAGCAAGAAAACAAUGAGCUGGUAUUUGUAGACGCAACGGCAUCUGUGUGCGUAGAAGAAUGGGACAGUGGAGAGACCUUUGAGUGCAAAGUAACUCUUCCUCUUCUUCCCACAACUGAAAUAAAAACUCUGACGAAGCCUAAGGGUGGCACUCCCAGAGCUCCCGAGGUCUAUGUCUUCCCCCCUCCCUCAGAACAACUGAAAUUGCAGGAAACAGCCACCCUCACUUGCCUGCUGAAAGGUUUCUACCCCAGUGACUUCUUUGUGACAUGGCUCCGGAAUGAAGAGCCCGUGGGAGAUUCAGAGUACAUCACCAGCCAUCCCAUACAGGAAUCCAAGACCCCCGAGCGGUACUUCACCUACAGCACAUUGAACGUCAAGGAGCAGGAUUGGAGUUAUGGAGCCACUUACACUUGCGUGGUGGGACACGAAGCACUUCCCCUUCAGACAAUUCAGAAGACCAUAGACAAGCACACGGCUUACCUUGAUGGGAUUGUAGUCACUGAUGAUGAUGAAGGACUCCUAAACAUCUCGUCAACUCUUUCCACUUUCAUCGUCCUUUUCCUUGUGAGCCUCUUCUACAGUGCCACCGUGACUGUCAUCAAGGUGAAAUAGCAAAACCAAUAAUCUUCAAAUAAUGACUGAUCCGUUGACUAAAGGAGUCCGACUCCACCAUCCUUCACUUUCUUCCAUCAACAUCGUAAUAAGAAGACUGAUUUGCAUUAUCCUCUUGCUUCAUUUUCUUUCCCAACUCCUGAUGAAAUAGCAAGGCCAGCGAUCUACUAGCAACAGACUAAAGAAACUAAAGAAUGCUUCCAAUUUCUUUUCACUGCUAUCCUAAUGAAAGACUUGCACCUCUCCAUCCUCUUCAAUGAGACAACUGAUCUCUGGAAGAGUUAUAUUAUUCACUUGUUUUCUGUCUUAGUUUUAAGAAUCCAUGUGUUCUGAAGUAGAUAGCUGCCAGCUGUUUACAUUUUAAAUCCAUCCAAUUUAUUUGUGCAAUUUUGUUUCCGUUUUUUUGGAGCAUGUUUCUCUUUCUGGUGGUCAUAUUUUAUUCUCGUACUUGUUGUGUACCUGGU